AUGGGCAAUCGUAUGUUAGAGAGGAGAGGCGCCAACGAUCUUUUAUACCCCGACGACGUCUGCGCGCGGGCAGUGAUUCAAAGACCAUCGGCGCCUGUGAGCAACUACAUUGUCAAACCAGGGAGGAGACCUGAGGAUGAGGCAGUUUUCAAUUAUUUCCCCAGGCACAUCUGGUUGCCCGAUCACGGUAAAGCAUCUACGGAGAUAGAGUCUAAUGUUCAACAGAAGGGCAGUUAUGGAACUGCCGUUGCAUACUCCUGGAAUUAUUCAGGAGGAAGUCUAAAGAAACUUUCAAAUGCGCGCGCUGUCAUCUACGCAAAGGUGACCUUGGUACCAUUCCUGUCGUCACCCACCAAGCCGAUCAACCGACAUAUCCCUUACAACCUGCUUCCCAGCGCCACAAAUAGGCUGCAUCAUCUGGUGCGUAAACUCGAAUUCGAAAACAACGAUAAGACCCAAUGGAUCGCACAGGUUCAGAUGGGAAAGUCAACAGAAGAAACAGCAGCGGGAAUAAAGGCUGAAGUCGAUACAAUUUGUCUGCUUGCAGACCAAGCGUAUGUGCCAGUGCCCAGGGUGUUCGGAUGUGAGCUCGCCGACAAUGAUCUUGUUAGGGCUACCUUCAAACCCAUAGAGUUUCUUCCCAGAAAUGUGGCCCCGGAUGCUUGUGGCGGUUACACUGCAAACAAAAGCAAGAUCCCCAAGGAGCACCGGGAAAAGUCCUUCAGCUUGGUUGCUCGGAUUCAGGCAGAGAUGACUUCAGCUCGAUUGCCCAUUAUAGGAAGAGUAUUGAAAGAUAAGGGCGGCUAUUCAGUCGGCCCUCUGCCCGGUAUCGGGGGCCCAUUUGAAACUGCAACAGCCUUUUUGGAGGCUUGGGGUCAUCGAUUGGGAAGAUGCGUGCGCCCUGCCGUGGGAACUAGUAGAGUUUCCUCUCUUUCUGGAGACCCCUCCGGCCUCUAUGGAUUUACCAUCCGUCGGCACGCUGUUUUCCCGUGGAUCUCGGACCGUAGAGAAUACCAAGCUUGGGUGACCGCCUUGGAUACGCAUCUCAGUACCCAAAUAGCACACUGGCUGCCAACCUAUAUGACCGCACUGGCUUGGAACAGUAAGGGUGUUAUUGCUAUAGGGCCUUACAUUACUGUUACUAUUGCUGUUAAAGCUAACGCAGCUAACGGCGUCGUCUUUUGCGUGACAGAGAAAGAGGGAGAGAGGGGAGAGUGUUGA
Messenger RNA from Colletotrichum navitas, 1221 nucleotides. RefSeq lists its product as uncharacterized. The record is from RefSeq and is a predicted model, not a curated record. NCBI's taxonomy places the organism in Eukaryota, Fungi, Ascomycota, Sordariomycetes, Glomerellales, Glomerellaceae. The coding region runs from base 1 to 1221 and encodes 406 amino acids. The transcript is spliced from 10 exons.